Messenger RNA from Hydra vulgaris (swiftwater hydra), 1579 nucleotides. RefSeq lists its product as uncharacterized. Lineage: Eukaryota; Metazoa; Cnidaria; Hydrozoa; Anthoathecata; Hydridae. The record is from RefSeq and is a predicted model, not a curated record.
GGUACGCGGAAAUCGCGAUUUACGGAACCGAUUUUUAUGCUAAAAUUUUGGUUCUCGUUUUUUUCACUCUUUUUUAUGCAGCGUGAGGCAGACGUAGUUUUAAGUAGUUUCUUUUUAGAAACAUAUAUAGACAUAGAUACUUUUUGGAAAGAAGAAAAGUUAAUCUUAAUUUUUGAAAUACUUUUAUGUAUGGUUACUAAACUUUAUUAUGGAAUAUUUUGCUCCUGAAUAUUAGGUUGAUGUUCUCUCAUGAAUUUGUGGUCAAAGAAAUGUAAAGUCUGCUUUUUUUAUUAUUAAAAUAGCUUGUUUCAUGCAUUUUCUAUGCACAUGCCAAAUUUCAACAAAAAAUAAUGAUAAGCAAUUAGUCUAAUUAGUGUUAUACCAAGUAUACCACUUUUUUCAGGUAGCCCUAGGCAAACGGUUUUUUGAGGUGGUUAUUUUUAGAAACAUAUAUUAACCUUGACGACUUUUGAAAGAAGAAAGAUUUGGCUUGAUUUAUAUAAACUAUUGUGUAUUGCUAACAUACCUUUUUAUGGAGUAUUUUGCUGAGAAUUUUGCAUGGAAAUUUGGCUGAUGUUGUAACAUAGAUUUGUAGUUGAAGAAAUGUAGAGUCUGCUUUUUUUAUUAUUAAAAUAGUUUUUUUCAUGCAUUUUCUAUGAACAUGCCAAAUUUCAACGAAAAAUAAUUAUAAGCAAUUAGUCUAAUUAGUGUUGGACUUUAGGUACCUAAUUUCGAUUUUUUUGUUGUUGUUUUUUUUUGGUAAGCAAAAUCCGGUAGGCACCGAAAUCCGGAUAAGGGGGCGUUUCAACUAAAAAUCUUAUUUUGAAUUAUUGUGAUAUAUAUUAUUAGAUUUAAAAAAAUAUGGCAACAUAUAGCAAGAGUGUGUUAGAUGCCCAAACAGAAAAUCCUGCCCAGCUUUUUGUUGAUUUUUUGAGGUUUCUCGAAUCUACACAGCCCAUCACUGUUCCUUCUACAUCUGCUAUAAGGGUUACAUCUUCAGCACCUACUAUAACUAUUCCAUGUGUUCAACCUCCUGCUGUCGAAUCUACACAGCCUAUCACAGCUACAUUUACAUGUUCAACGAAUGUUCCUUCUACAUCUGCUAUUUGUGGUAUGUUUACAAGUUUCUACUUUUUAAUAUGUUUAUGCAUAUCUUGGCAAUUACAGUAUUUAUUUUUAAUCACAACUUUGAUAAUCUUUAGUUACAUCUUCUGCGGCUUCUAUGACUCUUCCAGGUAUUCAACCUUCUGCUGGUUGGAUACGACUGGGCAGGAAGGGGGGCGUUUGGCGUGGCACAUGUCCCGUCCCUUAUGUCAACUUAUACACCACUUGUAUAUGCUGUAAAGUAAGAAAAUUUAAUUUAAAAUUUUUCAUACAAAAUAUAAUCAUUGUUUUUUAGGUUCAAAUAUUUAUAACAAUGUAGCAUUUCACUACGAGGGUGUUAAAACGUAACAGUCAUCAACACUUCAAUCUAAAAUAGACCACUAAUAUUUGGAAAUGGAUUGGAAGCAAAUUGGAACAAUUUUUUGUGUAUAAAGAUGACAUAUUUUAUCAGAAAAACACUCUUUCGUGUGAAAAA